This is a messenger RNA of Cyprinus carpio (common carp), 1433 nucleotides long. Its product is annotated as armadillo repeat-containing protein 1-like. Gene Ontology annotation, molecular function: metal ion binding; protein binding. NCBI's taxonomy places the organism in Eukaryota, Metazoa, Chordata, Actinopteri, Cypriniformes, Cyprinidae. The record is from RefSeq and is a predicted model, not a curated record.
UGGUCCGGAGAGAAGGGCUGGCGCCUGUAGCCAAUCGGCUUGAAGGUUUAGGAACGUCAUCAGGGGCCUUCAACCAAUCAUUUUGUUUAAACAGAAGCAGUGGAAAGUUUUGUAUUUUGAGUGUGCUGUGCGCUGUUACAAAAUAAACGGUGGUGAUGUCCACAAAAAUGAUGGACACGUUAUCAGUAGUCACACAGCUGCGGGACCUGGCAUCAGAACCACAGAAUCGGGAGGCGAUUGUUCAGGACCGGGGUUGCCUUCCAGGACUAGUGCUGUUUCUCGACCACAAAGACCCUAAAGUGCUCUUUGCCACCCUCCAGACAUUGCGGUACCUGGCUGAAUCACCCCGCAACUUCAACACCAUGAAAAAUGAGCUCGGCAUGAUGGUGAGCCUGGAGAGACUGAUAGAGAGGACUGGUAUGACGACUGAUAUUACAGACCUUGCAAAAGAGGUGUAUGGUGUGUUGAGUUCUCAAACACAGAGACCGGCUUGUCAGACUCCAGAGCAACAGAAGAGGAGGAACAAACCCCAGUUCUUCAUCAACAGCUCCAACAAGAAAGCAAAAUCAGUUACCCUCCAUAUACAAGGCUUAGAUGGGGCAGAUCAGAGAGGUGUGUGUGAGGAGGCCCUUUUGAGAGUCAAAGGAGUAAUCAGCUUCACCUUCCAGAUGGCUCUGAAGAGAUGCACGGUACGCAUCCGUGCCGACCUGUCCACUGAGAGUCUGGCCUCUGCUAUUGCUGCCACAAAAGUGCUUUCAGCUAAGCAGGUCUUGAAAAAUGAAAAUGGAGAAGAGGUUCUCAUUCCACUCAGCACCUCUUGCUCAAAGGUAGAAGAGAAUUCCCACCUGCCUGAUUACCUGCCAGAGGAUGAGAGUCCGGAGAGAGAGCUGGACCGCGCUGUGUCCCGUACUGGUGCCAAACAAGACACCGGUGGCAGCUGGCUGAACACAGCAGCCAGUUUCCUCACUAAAACCUUCUACUGGUAAAGCCUGAGUUUCACAGACCUCUCUGGCUGAGUUUGGACCUCAACAUUUUUAAGACAUCAGCCUAGAAGAGCAAGUUGCACCACUAUUGGAGCAUUAAGCAUUAAUGGAAGGUCGGGAACUGACAAAUGUGCUUUAUCUUCUAAAGGUGUUCAAUUUAUAAGCAAAUAUCUGAGAUGUCCGCCUUGUCACAACUCUGUAUUGAUAUAUAUAGAUAGAUGUUGAAUUCAUGUUGUAAAUUUAUAUGUGUUUAUGAAAACAUGUCUUUCCUCCCUCUCAGGAUCCAAAAUGUCCUGUUUCUGCUGUCAAGUUUGUCUGUUGUAUCAUCUUCCUGAUUUCUUGUAAAUAUUUCCAUUUUGGUGUCUUAUCUAUCAAUGGAAACAACUGAAAGAUAGGUUAAAUGUUUAUUGCUGUUUUGUGUAAAAUAAAGGUUUGGAAGGAAGAAGUCAG